Molecule: messenger RNA, 2028 nt
Organism: Suillus clintonianus
Lineage: Eukaryota; Fungi; Basidiomycota; Agaricomycetes; Boletales; Suillaceae
Product: P-loop containing nucleoside triphosphate hydrolase protein
Exons: 8
Coding region: 130-1755 (541 amino acids)
Cellular component (GO): nucleolus
Molecular function (GO): GTP binding
Source: RefSeq, a predicted model, not a curated record
GUACGCGACGGUUUAAACUUUACUGUGAUGCUGCCACUAGUGUGUGACGUGACGGAACUUGAAAGUGCAAUCUUUUAUUCAGUCAAAAAUCAUUUGUGAAUCACACCAAGCGGCUCAUUCACGACCAUCAUGGGCAGGAACAAAUCACAAAAAUCAUCAGUGCCACAAAAAUCCAAGCUCAAGAAAGACCCUGGAAUACCAAGGCUUCCUGAAAUAAAGGUUCGGAAUGCGGUGAAGCGGAAAUCCAGCUCUCCUGCGAUACCCCAGCGCGAUGAUCCAGAUGCUUAUAUGGCUGCCGAACCUACCUUAUCUUCACUAGCAGCCCUUGCUUCAGAGACCCAGGCAAUUGUAGAUCAGGAUCUCGCGUCUUAUGCGGGCUCCUCACAGAAUCGGACAAAGGAGCAAAUUCGGCGCCACUACGUCCGUAUGUUACACAAAGUAAUUGAUCAAAGUGACCUUGUUAUUCUUGUGCUCGACGCUCGCGAUCCGGAGGGGUGUAGGAGUCGACUGGUUGAAGAGGAGGUAAGACGGAGAGAAAGUGAAGGGAAGAAGCUUGUAUUUGUACUGAAUAAAAUCGAUCUGGUCUCAAAAGAAAAUGCUCAGCAGUGGCUGCGAUACUUGCGACAUUCCACUCCGACACUCCCAUUCCGUUCUGCCUCCUCCAAUCAACGUUCCAAUCUCAGCUCUACAACGGCACCUGGACUUAUGCGCCUUCUUAAAGCAUUUAAACCUACUUCACAGAGUAUCACAGUCGGUGUCGUCGGCUUUCCGAAUGUGGGCAAAAGCAGUCUCAUCAAUUCUUUGAAGCGAUCAAAGGCUUGUGCAGUGGCUGCACAGCCAGGUCACACGAAAGACCUCCAAUCCGUGCAGCUAGAGCGAGGAAUCAAAAUCGUCGAUUCACCUGGUGUGGUUUUUGACGAAGAUGAAUCUAGUGACUCUAGUCAGAAGGGCAGCAUUCUCCUGCGAAAUGUAGUCAAAGUAGAGGACAUAGAAGAUCCCAUCGCAGUCGUUGAAGAGAUCCUUGCACGGACAGAGCAUGAGACGCUUCAAAAACUAUAUAACCUCCCUCAAUUUUCCAGUACGCUGGAGUUUCUCACUAUGCUUGCGCUUAACAGCGGGCGCCUGCUCAAGGGAGGUACCCCCGACCUACUUGCAGCCGCACGCCACGUUCUCAUGGACUGGAAUCACCAAAAAAUCCCCUACUUCUCCGUCCCGCCUAUCAUUCAUCCCUCGUCGAUGCCUUCUGCCACAACGGGUGCAGAAACCGUCGGGCAGGCACAAAUCCUUGAUUCAUUUUCCAAACCGUUUGAGCUCGCAGGUUUGUUUGGCUCAGCGGACGCUGGCGCGUUUAAUGAAAAUGCACAGAUACAGGAGGAGGUAGCUAUGGAUGAUGGUGAAGUCAACAAUGACAUUCCUGCACAGGGAUCUGGCAUGAUAGUCGAUGAUGGCAUGGCUGCAUCCGCACUGUCACUUCCGUCGUUACGCAAGCGUGCUCGUUCGCCCUCGGUGGUCACGCAGGUAGGAGCCACAGACUCCUCUGCACACCUUCGCGUGCCAAAGCGGUUCCGUCGCGCGAAGGACCUUUCUGCAUAUGAAGAAGCCGCUGCGCGGAGCCAGAACCACGCGCUUAAUAGGCGGUCGCUGAAGCAGGACCGCAAGCGCGCACGGAGAGCUGCUAACAAAUUAAUGAAGACUGAGUCGGGGAUGGAGGUUGAUGAGCUGCAGGAGACGUUUAUUGCAGAUGUGCAGGGUUAAUCCACUGCUCUUUCAUGUCAUGACAUUUUGUUCUGUGCAACAUCAACUCUAGACCUGGAAAGCGCUACCCGCUCGAGCUCUUGCAGCCUAAAAUCGAUGUAUUACUGUGAGCCUCUCAUUGCACAUUUGUUGUGAUGAGUACAAAAAUAAUAGGUCGUGUACUUAGAGCCACGUUCGUAGCAGAGCCCGCUUCCUGUUACCAAUUGCUGCCAAUGUAACAUACCACAUGUUUCCGGUCAUUUGGCCACACAUUUUGUGCAAAAGUAUCGCAGU